CAUUCAUAUUAUAAAUAAUAAUAGCAAGGCUAUUAUUGUUGUUUUUCUUUUCUUUUCUUCCACCAUGAUAAUGUAUCUCACUUGCCUCUCAUUAAAAUACUUCUUCAACUUCAAGAUCUCUCAUUCUUUUUCCUCCUUUUUAAUCUCUCUAUAAUGCUUUCCAUCACAUUCCAACAUCGGGGUUGAGUAAUGUAUAUGAUUUCAUCCCUUCUAUUCUUCUCUCCCAACUUUCCCACUUUCCGCAUUGCUCAACAUCAAGCUUGCUCCAGUUUUCGCCAUGAAAUUAGGUUCUCAAGAAAAUGAUUUGGCUUCAUCUCCAGGGAAAAGUGUAAAUGGAAGUUUCAGGAAAUUUAGAUCUGGUUUUCUGCGAAGUGAUUUUGACUCAUCACCAGGGCAAAGUUUGGAUGGAAGUUUCAGAAAGCCUAAUUCUGUUAUAUCUGCCCACAGUAUAUCUGGUGUUUCAGCUUCAAGCAAUUUCAAUCCCAUUUCUAGAAGAGUAUACAAGGGGUUAAAGGAUUAUAGGAAGAAACUUGUUGACCGAGAACUAUUCACUCAAAGUCUUGAAGAUUGGAUUAUUAAAAAAUCUCUUGAAGAUGAAGCUACUGGGGAACAGUCUUUCCAGUCUCCUUUUCUCAUGGAUGAAUUGCGCAAUCUUGAUUUAGCAUUAGAAGGGGUUUUAUUUCAGCAGCUGUGUCGUAUGCCAUGCUCAGCAUAUGCUUCUGAUUAUUUUGAAGAAGAGGAGUUUCUUGCACUAGAAGAUUUCCUCCAUGCUAUUCUAAAUGGCCUCUGGCGUACAUUUUGGCGUAAAAGUGGACCAUUGCCGUUCUUUUUAUCUUGUCCUCGCCAUCCUGGAUCCAGGUUUUAUUCUGUAGAGAAGGCAAUAUCUCAAGGAAAGCUUGAUGAGCUCUGUGGAUUAGCUUUGAUAGCUAAAACUGAGAAUGAUUUGCAAGUCCGUUGGGAUCAAGUGGUACAGUUUACCUUAUUUAGAUCAGACAUAUUGUCAGAAAAUGAGUUGAAGUUGUCUACUAGCAGCAUUUGUGAAGCUCUAUUUUAUGGUAUUCAUGUACUUCUUGCUAGAAGUUUGAGCAAGUUCUGUAACAUUGACAACGAUUCUGUUUUUGUUUUGGUUCUUGAUUCCAAAUUCGGUGGAGUGGUAAAACUUAGUGGUGAUAUUGGUAAACUUGAAUUCAACUCAGCUAACCCAUAUCAAUCUGUGGUUGAGUGGAUCAAAUGCCAUGCUGAAAUCAGUAUUUCUGCAGUUGACCAGAUAUGGAACAAGCUGGGAAAUGCAAGUUGGGGGGACCUUGGAACUCUGCAGAUAAUUCUGGCAACUUUCUAUUCCAUAGUCCAGUGGAAUGGACCACCAAGGAAGUCAAUAGCCUCAUUGGCCUCAGAUCAUUGCCUUCGCCUUCAGAAACGUAGGUUAGAGUGCCGUCUAAUGGAGAAUGAAAAUGCACUGGUACCUUCCCAAUAUACAAGCCAUCAACAAGGAGAGAUUGUUGAAGUUGAUCAGUGUGAUACUCCAACAUUCAGAAAGGAAGCAUCACGCUUAAAGCUCAAGGAGGGUGAAAUAUUGGUACUGGAGGAUCAACGACAGGGGCAAAGAAAUUUUCAAAUACAGGAUUCUUUGGAAGGAGGGAACUAUUUCCUCUACAGUGCUGUUGCUCUAGAAAAUCCCGUGGAGCUGUUGACUUUGUAUGUGGGUGCUCAUCCAUCCAGGCUGGAGCCGUCUUGGGAGGAUAUGAGUCUGUGGUACCAAGUACAGAGGCAAACCAAAGUAUUAAACAUCUUGAAGCAACAAGGGAUCUCAAGUAAAUAUUUGCCAGAAAUCAUUUCUUCUGGUCGAAUUUUGCAUUCUGGUCCCUGUAAAAAACAGAGCCCAGGGGGACGCUGUGAUCAUUCAUGGUGUGGAACCCCAAUACUUGUGACAUCUCCAGUUGGGGAGCCACUUUCACUAGUAGUUGCUCAUAAUGGCUUGUUGUCAUCAGAAGAGGCAAUACGCUGCUGCCGAGACUGCCUAGUUGCUCUAAGAAGUGCAGCCUUGGCCAACGUUCAGCAUGGUGAUAUUUGUCCUGAAAACAUAAUACGUGUUGUUGACUCACAGGCCAUGAGAAACAAAUUUCUAUAUGUCCCAAUAUCAUGGGGACGUGCAGUAAUUGAAGACAGGGACAGCCCAGUAAUAAAUUUACAGUUCUCAUCAUCUAAUGCACUUCAGCAUGGGAAGCUUUGUCCAUCAUCCGAUGCUGAGAGCCUCAUUUACCUCUUAUUUUUUGUUUGUGGAGGAACUAUGGAGCAACAAGACUCAAUCGAAUCUGCAUUGCAAUGGAGGGAGAGAAGUUGGGCAAACCGGUCAAUUCAGCAGCAUCUAGGCGAGGUUUCAGCCCUCUUAAAGGCAUUUGCUGAUUAUGUGGAUAGUCUGUGUGGAACCCCAUAUCCAGUCGACUAUGAUAUUUGGUUAAAAAGACUAAAUAGAGCUGUGGAUGGCACAGCAGAUAGAGGUAAAAUGAUUGAAGAAGUAGCCAUAACUUCCAGACUAGAGGAUGUUGCUGAGUCUUCAGGAACCUCAGCAGGUGGUACUUAAAUUAGUUUUCAUAGUAAAAGAGAGCUGAGUUUUGUUGGGGUUUGGUUUUGUACCAGUUUUUGAGUGAAAUUGGCAUAGUGUUGGUUCAAUAGGAUCUCAACACAAGUUGUCAAUCUCAACAAUGUGAAUCUUUUAUCAAGUUGAGGCUUCAUAGCAAGAUGAAGAAAUUGUGUAGUCAUUGUUGGAUUGGAUUCAAUGUAAAUGUAUCAUGAUUGUAAUUGUUCUUCAUUAUUAAUUGAUUAAUUGGA
Pistacia vera is the source of this 2829-nucleotide messenger RNA. RefSeq lists its product as uncharacterized. Lineage: Eukaryota; Viridiplantae; Streptophyta; Magnoliopsida; Sapindales; Anacardiaceae. The record is from RefSeq and is a predicted model, not a curated record. Bases 278 to 2581 code for a protein of 767 amino acids. The transcript has 4 exons.